CUCAGGCGCCAUUAGGACGCCUAAACGAAGGACCCCAAACACAGACUCAGCGAAGUAGCGCUUAGCGUUAGCCCGCCAGUCCACUGUUAUAACAGUUUUUUUUACACGGACAGGCGUCACAGUUGGCUCGGUUUUGUCGGAACCAUGAGUCUGUCUCCGGCGGUCACAACUUUGUGCGAAAACUCCACGGAGGUUUUCCUGGACGCCGCCAAACUGCUGCUCACCUACGCCGAUAAUAUUCUGAGGUACCCAAACGUGGAGAAGUACAGAUCCAUCCGGAUAGGUAAUCCCACUUUCUCCACCAAGCUGCUUCCCAUCAAAGGAGCUGUGGAAUGUCUCUUUGAGAUGGGCUUUGAGGAGGCUGAGACUCACCUGGUUUUCCCCAAGGCGGCGUCAGUGGAGCAGCUGAGGCUCGUGAGAGAGUCCAUAGCAGCAGAACGUGAUGAGAGGCUAAAGGGGGGGUGUUCUGUUCCACCUGCUGCACAGCAAGUUGCUUCAGUGCAGCAGAGCCCAACUGCAGCUGUUCCUACUGCAGCUCCUGCAACUACUCCCCCGGCAGGCGCCUCUGGCCAGCCGGCAGAGUUCUCUGCACAGCAGCCGUCGUCUCUGGAGAGCAGCAUGGGCUUCUUCCUGAUCCUUCAGUCCAACUUUCAGCACGUGCUGCAGUAUGAGAGCCCGGAGCUGCAGCAGAAAGCUCGCAGCGUGAUUCCUCAUCAGGAGCUAGCGGACGCUGCCGAACGCGGGCUGAAGCAGGCCAGAGAGGCCGACCCAGGAUGCAAGCUGGGAGCAGAAGAUUUCCUGGUGCUGGAGCUGCUCCGCUGGUUCAAACUGGACUUCUUCUCCUGGGUGGACUCUCUGCCUUGUAGCCGCUGCGGAGGCCCCACCCAGAACGCCGGCUCCCUCAGUCCCAGCUCCGAUGACCUCCACUGGGGGGCUCAACGAGUGGAAAAUCAUUUCUGCCAACCCUGUCAACUCUCUACCAGAUUCCCCAGAUACAACAACCCUGAGAAGCUGCUGCAGACCAGGAGAGGGCGCUGUGGAGAAUGGGCCAACUGCUUCACGUUGUGCUGCAGAGCCAUGGGUCUGGAGGCCAGGUACAUCUGGGACAGCACAGAUCACGUGUGGACGGAGGUGUACUCGACAGCUCAGCGCCGCUGGCUGCACUGCGACUCCUGCGAGAACACCUGCGACAAGCCGCUGCUGUAUGAGGUGGGCUGGGGGAAGAAGCUGGCCUACAUCCUGGCUUUCUCCAAGGACCAGGUGGUGGACGUGACGUGGAGGUAUUCCUGCAAACACACAGAAGUUCUGAGCAGAAGAACCAGAGUCCAGGAGGCCUGGCUGCUGCACGCCAUUGAUGGUCUCAAUGCCUCGAGGCAGCAGCCUCUGAGUUCAGACAGGAAGAAGGAGCUGACCCAAAGGCUUCUGGUGGAGCUGGUGGAGUUUAUUUCUCCUAAGAAACCCAAACCAGGAGAGCUGGGGGGGCGCAACUCUGGCUCUCUGGCCUGGAGGGCUGCUCGGGGGGAGACGGGAGCGCAGGCUUCAACGCAAGCUGCAGGUUUCGUCUUCUCCCCCACUGAGACGGAAAAGGAGAACCGGCUGCUUCAUGUGCGCUACAGCGCCACCAAGGACCAGUACUGUAGAGUAUCUAACAGCAAUGAGACCAUCCCCAGGUGGGAUGGGUGCGUCUGGACUACAGAGUCCGUAUUCAGGAAGGAGGAGCAUGACUGGAAUAUGGUGUACAUCGCUCGGACGGAAGGCUCGUCUGUCGGCAGGGUCAGUUGGAAGUUCGACUUCGCUCCGGCAGGAAUGACAAUCCGGUCCGUCUCCAUCAAGGUCAGCAGUGAGACCUUCCACUCUGGGAAAGUGAGGUGGCACAUCCAGGCAGGCCACAAAAGCCAAGACGUUCCUGGAGAUGGAACGUUGCAGGAGCUGCCUGAUCUGCGCGGCUCUUCGGAUCUUCUAGUAGCAGCAGAACUGAGCGGAGGAGACGGGGACUCCUCCUGGCAGCAUGCUCAGCUCUUCAGACAAAGUUUUAAAGGCGAAGAGGAGUCUUCUUUUGAAGUAAUCAUCUCACUGCAGGAAGACUCCUGAGGACAACUCGGUGGGGGCUGGAAAACUCCCGGAUGUGUCCUCUAGGAUCAGAAGUUGUGAAAUACCUCUGCUUUUGUUUCGGACACAUUUAAACUCUGAUCUAAACGGAUCGAGAUGUUCUUGAUUCAGUUAAUUUAGUCACUUUAAGAUAUUCUACUCUGAAAAAGGAUCAAUAUUAACUCUGAAAUGGAGAGUGGUGGAGGGGUGUUCGUCCUGGAAAGACAGGUGGAACAUUAACUCGCAGGAGCAGCAGCCCUUCAUAUGAAGCUUCGUGGCUGUAACUGCUGUUACACAGCUGACCAAUGGGUGGGUCUCACAGAUCAAGCCCCGCCCCGGCGCUGCUCGUUACAGCCACACCCACAGUUCAUGAUGGAAGGCCUUCCUGCUGUCUGCGGAUUGAUUUCAUCUGGAAAUUAUGUUUCUGUCUUUGUGAAUUUCUGAUAAACGAACCUCUUUGUGCUGGCAGGGGGCGGAGCUAAACUCCACAAAAGUGGGGCGUAAACAUACCUGUCAAAUAAAAAUGUUGAAUUAGUUUUUA
Messenger RNA from Oryzias melastigma (Indian medaka), 2629 nucleotides. It is a transcript of the gene ngly1, whose product is annotated as N-glycanase 1. The record is from RefSeq and is a predicted model, not a curated record. Gene Ontology annotation, biological process: protein quality control for misfolded or incompletely synthesized proteins; glycoprotein catabolic process; protein deglycosylation. Gene Ontology annotation, molecular function: peptide-N4-(N-acetyl-beta-glucosaminyl)asparagine amidase activity. The transcript is spliced from 12 exons. Bases 145 to 2091 code for a protein of 648 amino acids. Gene Ontology annotation, cellular component: cytosol; nucleus; cytoplasm. Lineage: Eukaryota; Metazoa; Chordata; Actinopteri; Beloniformes; Adrianichthyidae.